AUGGCUUCAUUCCCAGUAGAAUCUGAGAAGCCCUCUGGGCCAACCGCUUUCGCUCCUUAUCUCGAUACGAUAGCCAACAUCUUUCAUCCUGUUGCUGGUCCUGUACUGAACACAUAUGGAAGAUUUCAUGGAUGGAAAGAAAGUAUGGGUUUGACUCAACCUGGUACGGUCGAGAAUUUGACCAGAGAAGUAUCACAGGUCCACUUGUCAAAUUGGUCUUUCGAUGGAGCAAGAGCAGAUGUAGCUAAAGUAGUCUCCGCAAACCCCGCUUUCCAACUCACACAUUCAUUCUCCCUUGGUUCAACCACCAGACCUCCCGCUUACAACUUUGGUGCGAUCUUUGCCAAUGCUCAAACCUUCUUACAAGGUGGUGUGGAUGGUACCGGUGCCGUAACGAUGCGAGCAAACCAAACUUGGGCUGCUAGUGAUAUCACCAAGGUUCAGGCUCAGCUCACAAAUAAAGCUGGCCAAUCAAUGCUUCAAGUCGAGCAUGACCACUUGGGACCUCAUUACACUUUCUCAUGGAAAUCAAUGAACCCCGGUGUCUUAGAUGGAACAGGUAUUCACAUCGCAUCAUUACUUCAUUCAUUCUCACCACGAUUAUCACUUGGUUUUGAAACUGUUAUUCAACAUCCUCAACCAGAAAUUCUAGAAACCGCUACUUCAUACGUCGCUAAACUCACUUCAUUACCUAAUGCCAUAGCAAAUUUGACACCUACUGUACCCGGUCAAUUAGCACCUUUCUACCCUUCUUGGACAGCUACAGCUCAACUUCAACCUUCAGGAAACGUUCAAGCUACAUAUUAUCAAAAAUUAAGUGAUAAAGUUGAUGUCGCUUUGGAUUUACAGACUAUUAUUCAACCAGCUUCAAUGCUUGGUCCAGCUAAACGAGAAGCCUUAGCUACUCUAGGUGCUAAAUAUGAUUUCAGAAUGGCUACUUUCAGAGGCCAAGUUGAUAGUACUGGAAAAAUCGGAAUGUACCUCGAACAAAGGUUUACACCUGCUUUCGCUUUCUUAGUUGCUGGUGAAAUCGAUCAUGGAAAGAACGCAUCUAAAUUUGGUGUUGGUAUCAUGAUCGAAUCUUCCACUAUGACUCAAGAAGAGAUGAUCGCAGCUGGUAUGUUGACACCCGUAUAA
This is a messenger RNA of Kwoniella shivajii, 1137 nucleotides long. RefSeq lists its product as uncharacterized. Gene Ontology annotation, cellular component: mitochondrial outer membrane translocase complex; mitochondrial outer membrane. Gene Ontology annotation, biological process: protein import into mitochondrial matrix. The record is from RefSeq and is a predicted model, not a curated record. The transcript is spliced from 5 exons. Gene Ontology annotation, molecular function: transmembrane protein transporter activity. Bases 1 to 1137 code for a protein of 378 amino acids. Lineage: Eukaryota; Fungi; Basidiomycota; Tremellomycetes; Tremellales; Cryptococcaceae.